GUUUUGCAACAUCUGGAGGGCCACAGUUUGAAGACUGCUGCUGUAAAGGAAAGAUCACAUACAGUCGACUAAUGUGCUUCCUGCUUUGAUUUUGCACAAGGUUUGACCCUCCCGCUGCACCGUAGCUGUUUACUAACCAUGUGGACAUGGCGCCGAGCGAUAGUCUGCUCCCUUGUAAACAUUACCCUGCGUGCAGCUUCACGGCGACCCUUCUGUGACGUCAUCAGAGGGCCCUCACUGAAGUACAGGGUGACUACUCGGAACCCUCCCCCAAUGAACUGUGAUCCUCUAUCUGUCCUUCCCCUGGCGGGUGAACGAGGACUAGAACUGCUCGGAGAACUGGAGGUCCCAGCAGCGCGGGCAAAUGCAGAAAAUAAAGCCACAGAAAGAAAUCGCCAAAAGAGAAAACGGAAGAUAACACAAAGGAAAACACGUUCCCAUAAAAAGAAGCCUGGAUCAGUGGAAAGUCUUCUAACAGAGCUGCCGUUUGCAAAUGUGGAUAUUACUUCUGUGUUUGAAACUACUGAAAUAGUGGAGAAAAAAGGAAAAAAGAAAAGGAAACAACAUAAAUUGGAAAGUGAUGAAGAUGGUGACAAAAGCAAAAAGCAAAAGCGACCCAAUUAUUUUGUCUCCCUGCCCAUUACUAAUACAAAGGUUCUUGAUGACAUCCAAACUCUUCAGAAUUCUGUGUUACAAAAAGAUGAUCGACUCUCUAGGGCCAUGAUUCCACAGGGUUCAUUCCAUCUCACACUCUUUGUGAUGCAUCUAGCCAGUGAAGAAGAAGUUACUCUAGCAAGAAGUGCACUUUUGGACAGCAAACUGCCCAUUGAAGAAAUUCUUAAGGAAAAUGUGUUAGUUCUGUCAUUUUGUGGAAUCUCUGAUUUUAAGCAUGAAGUUGCAUAUGUAAAUAUGACAAAUGAAGUUUCAAUAGCUGCUCUUAAACAAAUAACCGAAGCCACAGGGAAGAUAUUUAUGGAGAAGGGCAUUUCAGCAUCUGGAUGUAAAGACUUUGUACCGCAUUUGACUUUCAUGAAAUUAUCCAAAGCACCAAAGCUGCGGAAGCAAGGAAUUAAAAAGAUUGACGCAAGUCUGUAUAAGGAUUUCCAAGCUCACUGCUUUGGACAAGAUACACUGCUGAGACUGGAUCUUUGCUCAAUGCUAAAGAAAAAACAACCAAGUGGUUACUAUCACACAGAAGCCUCCAUAUUUUUUGGCCAGAAAUACAGAGAACUCAUCAAAGACAUUGCUUUGCAAAAAGAGUUGAAGCCUCUGCUGGACAAAGUAAAGGACAUAAAGAAAUUACUGGCUCUUUCGGAGACACGUGCAAAAAUACACAAGGAGGUGUUUGGUAUAAGACUAGUUACAGAAAACAACAGGCCGGUGUUGGCCACAGAGACUAAUGUGUUGACAUAAUAUUUGGAAUGAGGUUUAAUACAGGAGACUUCACUAUUCUGAAUGUUACAUGUAUAACUGAGUUGUGUAUAGUAGAUUCUGAAUCACAUCACAGGUUUGACAAUUGUGUUUGACAUAUUGUCACAUGGAUUUCUUUACAAUGUUGAGGCUAUAUAAGUUUAAAGGGUUGAUGUAAAACCAUGUUGGGUAUUCAUCAUGUUAACCAUCCCCACUCCUGCAGAAGAGCCAGGGCGCUCCCUAACCAUUCUUGAGCUACUUGAUAGAAUGUAUCUAGUGGUCUCCUGGCCUGUUGUCUUCAGUCAUUUAACACUGUAUAAGAAAAGGUCACACAACCGCCACCUGACCAAUAUUUGUGGUGGCAGCCACCUGAGACACAGUUGUAUUGCACUGUUACCGGGACAGUAGCAUUAAAGCCUAGAAAAGGAUCAGUGACAUAGGGCCUCACAAAAUGAUUUUUAGCUAAAGAAUGGUAAACCUUUUUUUGUUAAUAUUAGCAUGUUAAAAGUUUUGUUUAGGUAAACCUAAUCCUUGCGAAGGGUAAGGCUGCGUUCACACAACGGAAAUUCCGCCUAUCUGCAUCAAUUCUGCAUCCGCAUUGCUUUUCUGCAGAAUUCAGCAGUUUUUUAACAUUUGCGGAAUCGGUUCGGAAUUUGUGCGGAAAUGUUUGCACAAAUUCCACAUGAUUCUGCAUCCCAGUUAAAGUCUUUUUUAGUAGAACACUAAAAGUUCAUAGUGACUCCAGGCGAAUUUUGCACAAAUAGGCAGAAAUCAAGCCCUAUUGACUUCAAUGGGAUUCCGGAGCCAAAGUCAGGAAAAAUAUAAGACCACGCCCACUGUGGAAAUUCUGCUGUGUAAAUAUCCUUGCAGAAUCCCAUUUAAGUUAAUGGGCAAUACAUUUAGGUGGAAGUCAUUUUGUUUACCUUAUCCAGUUUUAAAAUUUUAGUGAUAUAAUAAUAUAUUUUUAUUAUUUCUUCAAAAAAAGGCGGUUAAAGCUUGUAUUUCAGCUAUGUCUGUACUGUAUAUUAAACUUCACAUUUUGUUAACUGUGAAAAAGCAGUGAACAGGUCAUAGACAUGAGGUCUUCAUAGACAUCAGCUGAUUGUAUCAGUUAAGCCAGCAUUUACUGAUAAACCGAUGUCUGUGGGAACACCCCAACCAUUCCUUCAUGAAACAGCAAUUGUAGCCUAUCCAACUUUUUGUUUUCUUAUGAUAAGAGAAGCUAGAUAUUAAACAAGUGGUGCCAACAUCGAUGAUCAACGCUCGUUGUUUAAUGAGCCUUCACGUGGUUCAACCAAUUGCAGAUGGGCCACACCAACUAUUGGCGGAUCAUUCAUGUGGCUCUUUAAUGUCAUUAUUGUCGGCCACACAUCACCUGUCUACACAUAACAGUGAUUUUAAUGCCCGCUCAAAAGAUCUGAUCAGCAGACAAACAAGCAUUUUCUCCUUUUAAAGCUGAUUGUUGGCCUUUUUACAGGGGCCACCCAUAGAAAAUGAGUGUUCCUAUGACAGCUUAUUCAGCCUAUAAAUGGCCCAUGUAAAAGGGCCAGAAGGUGCAUUCACAUGUUCAGGUUUUUAAUGGCAAGUGUUGAACACAAAGCCAGAAAUGCAUUUGGAAAGUGAUCUCCUUUAUAUGUGUCCUCCAUUUAUGAUCAAUUGCCGGCUUUGUAUUCGAUGAUUGUUGUCAAUUCCAAUAAUAAACCCAACAGACUGCUAUUGAAGCAAAUGGUGCAUACCAAACAAUGGUUUGGCUGAUAUGUAUUUUAUGUCUAUUGCUAGCAAAAGGGGCUGUCCCGGAUUAAGAAAAAGGGAUCUUAUUCCCAGAAGCAGUUCCCCCUUGGCAAAAGCUAGUGUUAGGAACUGCAGCUUGGCUUAAUUUAAGUAAAUACAGUCCUAAUAGAAGACACUGUAUUAAGACAAGUGUAGUGGUGCUUCUGGAGAAAAGCAGACCCGAUUUUCCAUAUCUGUCUACAGGUUGUGUCUUCUUUUGCAGCUCAACACCAAGUAAGUGAAACUGUCAACUGGAAAUUAACUGCUGACAGUUUUACAUACUGUAAGUCUUAUGUAAAGGAUAUGCCGUCUGUGACUCACACUGUGAGGGGGCAGAGAGACAUUACAACACCUUGGAACCCGAGCUACCUUCUCUGACAGUUGACUGUUGCAUAAAACUGUUUACUGAAUUGCAGCCACAGACAUUUGACAAGUACAUUUUAAAGGGGGGGUGGAUGUUUAUUAACCCCUUAAGGACCAAGGACGUACCGGUACGUCCUUGGUCCUGCUCUUCUGAUAUAACGCGGGGUUACACAGUAACCCCGCGUCAUAUCAUGGCGGGCCCGGCGUCAUAGUGAAGCCGGGACCCGCCUCUAAUAGCGCGCAGCGCCGAUCGUGGCGCCGCGCGCUAUUAACCCUUUAGCCGCGCGCUCAAAGCUGAGCCGCGCGGCUAAAAGUGAAAGUGAAAGUUCCCGGCUAGCUCAGUCGGGCUGUUCGGGAUAGCCGCGGCUAAUCGCGGCAUCCCGAACAGCUGACAGGACAGCGGGAGGGCCCCUACCUGCCUCCUCCCUGUCCGAUCGCCGAAUGACUGCUCAGUGCCUGAGAUCCAGGCAUGAGCAGUCAUCCGGCAGAAUCGUUGAUCACUGGUUUCUUAUGAGA
Messenger RNA from Hyla sarda, 4059 nucleotides. RefSeq names its product A-kinase anchoring protein 7 (gene AKAP7). Gene Ontology annotation, molecular function: protein kinase A regulatory subunit binding. The coding region runs from base 139 to 1413 and encodes 424 amino acids. The transcript is spliced from 8 exons. The record is from RefSeq and is a predicted model, not a curated record. Gene Ontology annotation, cellular component: cytosol. NCBI's taxonomy places the organism in Eukaryota, Metazoa, Chordata, Amphibia, Anura, Hylidae.